UUUUCUUUACCCUUGUCAGAAGGGAUUCACUGGGGUGGAGGGGACAUUUUGUCUGUGGCUUGACACAGGACGGGCGCGAAGGCAGAAAGAGCUGUGGAGCUGCGACAGGUGCAGGACUGCGCUUCGGGGCUCGUUUUGCUCUCUGCAGACCGAUGUGCGUUCCUCAAGUGGCAGGGAAGACAUCUUAGAGCAGAAGGAUUUCAGGGGAGCAGGAGUGAAAAAGGAUGUUGUCUCAAUUACAUUCUUGGAUUUGGAAGUUGCUUCGCAGGAAACUGAGGGGAGUGUAGAAGCUGGAGAACCAGCCCUUAUACCAAAAUGGAUUCUGUUGACUUUUUCGGGGACUUCUGUGGAUGUGUAUUUGUUUUUCUUGGUUGUUUUCCCUUUUUAUCAUCUUGCACAAGGUUUGGGACAAAAAAGCAGCACAGCUAAAAUGCCUGUGUUUGCUAAAUGGAAGAAUUACUGAGUUGCUCUUCCAUCACAUCACCUACAGAAGUGGAAAAACGAGAGUACAUGCAGCCCUGUAGCUUGGCCAUUGACAUUGCAUGUUGUUUGUGGUACUGCUAUGUGGAUACUUGUUAGCAAUGACUGAUGUGGAAUCUACAUAUGCAGACUUUAUUGCUUCAGGAAGAACAGGUAGAAGAAAUGCGUUACAUGACAUACUUGUAUCCUCUCCAGGUGGGAACUCUAGUGAACUAUCCUUAAAGUUAUCAGAGCUUGACAUAAACAAAUCAGAAGGAGAAGGAGAUGCACAACGAAAUCCAAGCGAGCAAACGGGAGAGGCCCAAGGGGAGGCAGCAAAGCAAGAAAGCUGACAUCCGACUUUGACCGACUGGAGCAGCUGCUGGAUGUUUUCAGGCUACAAGCGCAUGCUGGAACAAAUUUGUUUCCAUGAGCAAGCUGGUGGAAAAGAAAGUGCAUGUGUCUUCACUGCUGGAACCCGCUCAACACAAUGCUAAAAAUGGGGGUACAAGCUGUGGCAGAAGACAGAUUUCUCUCUACCUCUGUCAUUAGCAAUGGUUGAACAUGUAUUGAUUUUUUGGGAUAGUGUCAUCAGAUGGAUCCCUUCAUAAUGACUCCUUGAUGGGAACACUUCUAGAAGGUAGAACAGGUAAAUCUUGUAGCAAAUGGCCUUUGAAAUGUUAGAGGAUCUAAUUGUGUAUCUUAGGCAAAGGCUUGUGUGAUCCUCAGAGUUUAAAAUUCUCUGGCCAAAGUGUUCACCCAUUAAAAGAACUGUAAAGAAAGCACUGUUUUUAGAACUUUGAGUCUGUUUUACAGCUGUUAUUUACAAUGUUUUUUGUAUCGUACAACUUAAAUGCUCCACACUGCCCCUUCUCAACUGCUUAUGAAGAAUAUUUCUGUUACUGUGAAUUUUUCUACCACGCGUUUUGAAAGGGCUGUUUUUUUGCAUAAUGUGGUGAUGUGCACAUGAUAGAUUUAAAAAGUCAACUGCUAAAUUGAUCAUGCCUAAACCUAAAUUACUCAGCAACACUCUAAUUUGUUACUAGAUGAGCCUUCAAAAUGAUUUGUUAAUGUGAAUAGUUCAGUGUUUUUUGUGUCCUUGGUACAGUUUUGCCACUUGCCUGUAGUUAGUUGCAUAUCAGAGACGCAAAUUUAAUCUUCUAUGUUCUUCUUCCCCAUUUUUCUAAUUUUACUCCCAAUUUCUUAACCUUUCUCUGACAUAUUUUGUUUUAAAUGUUAGUCCAAGUAUUUUAUUAUUAUGGUAGUUUUAAGAAUACAUUUAUAACCUUAUAUAGGUUAAAAUUUAAAAAAAUUCCGUGGUGCUAGAGAUUUUCCUGGUUCACAUUGUUAAAGAUGGGCCCUGUUUACACAGGAUAAUAACUGGCAUAGGUUAUUGCCAAUUAUGUAUUCUGAAAUGAGUUUUAGAUUGCGGGAUAGACCAACUACUGGAUCUUGGGCUGGAUCCAGUCAGGGAGACUAUUUUAUUCUAUUCCUUGCCUUUGCCUCAGUUGAUCAGUCUGUUGGGUUUGCACACUCAGUACUCUGUUACACCAGGUACAGCGAAGUGCUAGAAGCUGGUAUAGCAGCCUUUUGGCUAGGAUAUGGAGAGGGAAGUGAGACACUUGGCAUCUAGCACCCAAAAGACUGGAUUUUUCUCAUUUCAUCUGUUUCAAAACAACAGUCCAAACUGGACAUUCACUGAAAUACCAGGAUAGGUUGUCCAUCCUGUGGAUCACUUAAAAUGUUACUUAAAAUAUCCUCAAAUUAAUUACCUGUUCUGCAGUAGCUAUGCUGACUGAUUUCCUUCCCCCAUCCCACCCUAAUAGACAAGGCCAUACAUGAAGCUCAAUACUGCAAAAUGGAGCAUCCUCUGUAUGAGUAAGGUGAGUAGUAACUGAGUAGUAAACCAUGGCAAUCACGUAAGCAUCAAUCACAAAGUCAGAUUUGUUUUCUUUUAUUAACUGGAGGUGAUGUCACUUUCUUUAUAUAUAGUAUAUAUAUAUAAUAUAUAUUUUUGUGUUGUUGUUGGUUUCAAAUGUUAUGCACUUUUUAAUGUUUGUAAACUUUUACUAAUAAAUAGUGUGAUUGCUUCCUGAAUAUAUUAAUCAUCAGUUAAGAAAACAUCUCUGUGGCCAGAGUUGGGUGUUUCUACCAUAUGUAUCAUAGUACUUGUCACCAGAAGUUCUUUUGUGAGAUAUGGGGAGAAAAAAACCCCACUUCUGAUCAGUAUUAUGAGCUCAUUUAUUAGUGUUAAUAAAAAAAAAAAAAAAAAAAAGCCAGCAGUAUGCCUGUGGCUAAUUAGUGUGAUAUUAACUGUCACCUUUUAUUGUUUGGAAGCUGAAUGCCUCGCUGUCUUAUUUGCUGUCAAAUGCCCAAUCUUCUUGGUAACAGAAGUAGUCCAUUUGCUUUUAAAUACUAUUUGAAAACACUAUUAUCCUUAAACUAAUUAUUUAUUUGUUUGUUUCACUUGGUGUUCCUUUCAAAGUUAACACAUUAUUAUUUAUCUUCUUUUAAUUGUUUUCCCCCCUUGCUCUUGCAUCAAGUCUUCAAACUGAACUGUUUCCCCUUUAACAUGGUCUAGUUACUGUCAAUCUAGCACAAACACCAGAAGGAAAUAAAAAUCUAGGGCUUUUUAUAAUGUUACUUUAUUGAUGAUCCGUGAAACAUCAUCAAUAAAAUGUCAUGGAAAAAGGCAACAGUGGAAUAAGUAAUUACAGUACACUGAAGAGUUGGAUUUCCUUAUUUUCCUUCAAUGCUUUCCUUUAUUUCAAUACACUUUCCUUUUUAAUUCUUCUGUGUUGUGAAAUAAAAUUAAUUUUGGCCUUUCUUCUCUA
Messenger RNA from Apus apus (common swift), 3293 nucleotides. It is a transcript of the gene PKIA, whose product is annotated as cAMP-dependent protein kinase inhibitor alpha. Gene Ontology annotation, biological process: negative regulation of cAMP-dependent protein kinase activity. The record is from RefSeq and is a predicted model, not a curated record. NCBI's taxonomy places the organism in Eukaryota, Metazoa, Chordata, Aves, Apodiformes, Apodidae. Gene Ontology annotation, cellular component: nucleus; cytoplasm. Gene Ontology annotation, molecular function: cAMP-dependent protein kinase inhibitor activity. Bases 543 to 812 code for a protein of 89 amino acids. The transcript is spliced from 3 exons.